CUAGAUGUAAACAUUUCAAUAACGAUCGUUGGCAUGGAAAUAAACGACUUGGUUGCAGUCUGAUAUUCGCGGGUCUGUUCGAAGUGGAGUGCUGAAGUUAUCAUGUAUUCUGCCGCCCAGAAACAGCGACAGCUGAAGCAAACCGCGCUGUGUCGCGACGUUGAGAGCAAACAAGUAAGUGAAAACUACCAGAAAGACUUGAGCUUAAUUCAGCGCAACAGUAUCGAUCGAUGGCGUAAGCAAAAGGUUGAGGAGCAGAGUCGACAACGUGACGCCAAACAAGCACAACUAGCACGGCACCAGGAAGCGGAAAGACGCUACUGUUUGCAAGAAGAACAAGAAAGGGCACAGCUACUGCUUGAGGCAGAACGACGGAAGAUAAAUGAAGAGAAAUUACGUCAGCAGCUUCGCGAAUCUAACCAAGAAAUGCGUGAGCUAGAGUCGAAAUUACGGGCCGCCUACGUAGCCAAGGGUAUCACAGCUCAAUUGGCUGAAAUCGAACUACGCAAACAGCACGACAAGCUGAAGGCAUGCCAUGAGAAGGAAGCAUGUAAGAAGCAGCAACAGGAAAACUUGGUUUACAUGCAAAGUAAACAUGAGGCCGAAACGAAACAAAAGAAACAGCUUCGGACGGUACUGUUGGAACAGAUAAGCGAAUCGCGCUACAAGAAGCAGUGUUUGUACGAAGAUUUUCUGCGGCAGAAGAGCAGUCUUGAUGCUGUGGUAAAGAAAAUACAGGAGGAACACUUGGAGGCCAUUCAACGUAAGCUGGAGCUGCGCAAUUGUACCCGCAAGGAAAUGGAGUUCUUCCAGGAGACCAAAGAAACGUGGAAGGCUCGCCAGAAACUCCUAACGGACGAAGAGAAUGAACUGAUCCGAAAGUAUUGUAAGGAAAAAGAUGAGCUUUAUGCGGAAGUGCAAAAGCGGAAAGAAGAAAUGAAUGCCAAACGCGAGCAGUUGAAUAUGCGUAUGGUUACGGAAAUGGAGAAUGCCGAGUCUGAAAAACUGAAGCGUGAAAACCUUCUUCAAGAGCUGUAUAUGGCCGAGCAGGACGAUCGCGAGAAACUGAAGCUUCAACGUGAGCUGGAAGAUUCGCUGCGCAAGAGAAUUGACCUUAGGCUAGCACUUGAACAGCAAAAAGCGAAGAAUAGCUGUCAGCGCGAACUAGAAGCUGAAAUGGACAAACGGUUUCAGGAGGACCAAAUCAAGGCGUGGGCUGAGAGGGACCGCAUCGAACAAAUGUCGAAUGAACGUCGUCGCCGUAAAAUGAUAGAAUACCGGCGAGAGGUGUUGGAUUUGCUGGAAGAUAGGCGCCAAAGACGAGUUAGCGAAGUGAAUCAUAUUUUGCAACUGGAGAAUGAACAACGGCAGGAAGAUGAACUCCUGCAGAAUAUUCUGGAGGAGGAACGUAUAAAGUUGCUUAGGGAACAUGUGACAGCUUUGCUCGGUUUUCUUCCUCCAGGUGUAUUACGGGAAAGCGACCGAGAGUUCAUACCUCUUCCCAAAGCCGGUAGCACACAGAAACAUUCUUGAUUUCAAUGAAUGAUACAUAUUAUUGCUUUUGACCGUAGUUGCAUGAUUACAUCAAAUAAGAAACGUGAAAGCCGCACGUACAU
This is a messenger RNA of Anopheles cruzii, 1616 nucleotides long. RefSeq names its product meiosis-specific nuclear structural protein 1-like. Gene Ontology annotation, biological process: cilium organization. NCBI's taxonomy places the organism in Eukaryota, Metazoa, Arthropoda, Insecta, Diptera, Culicidae. The coding region runs from base 103 to 1533 and encodes 476 amino acids. The transcript has 3 exons. Gene Ontology annotation, cellular component: motile cilium. The record is from RefSeq and is a predicted model, not a curated record.